Molecule: messenger RNA, 1134 nt
Organism: Medicago truncatula (barrel medic)
Lineage: Eukaryota; Viridiplantae; Streptophyta; Magnoliopsida; Fabales; Fabaceae
Product: F-box/kelch-repeat protein At3g23880
Exons: 1
Coding region: 1-1134 (377 amino acids)
Molecular function (GO): protein binding
Source: RefSeq, a predicted model, not a curated record
AUGUCACCGUCGUCGCUACAAACUCUUCACUUUGAUCUCAUAACAGAAAUUAUAUGCAGACUCCCGGUGAAAUCCCUCAUGAAAUUCAAGUGCGUCUGCAAACCCUGGAAUGCCCUAAUUUCUGCCGAUCGCAAAUUUGCUAGGAAACACCUUCGCUGCAUGUCGUCAACCAUGAACCAUAGUCUCAUUCAACAAUCCGAGAACAAUCCAUCCGACUUCUCUAUUUAUCCUCUGCGAACAUUCUUCACCAGUUGCACCACCAUCGACGCCACAGAGAUCACAUUCCCUCUCCAUGGUGAAAACUAUUUUGAUGAUCGUAUUAGCAUAGUUGCCUUUUGCGACGGAAUCUUUUGUUUAACUGUGGGGCCUUACCGUGAAAGCAUCGCUGUUUUGUGGAACCCUUCCAUUCGAAAAUAUAACAUAUUGCCCCCUUUGGAAGAAAAUCAACGCUUCAGGGAUACAUAUGUUCACACCGUGUAUGGCUACACCGUAUAUGGCUUUGGCUAUGAUAAUAUAAGGGAUAAUUACAAAGUUGUUGCUGUUACUUUUUAUAAUUGUAAUAGUAGUGGUAUUUUCAAAACUCAAACUCAAGUCAAGGUUCAUACUUUUGGUACUACUUCUUGGAGAUUGAUAGAUGAGUUUCCUUCUGGAAGUUUCGGUGAAUUUUCAGUUCGACCAGGAAAAUUUGUAAGUGGCACAAUUAAUUGGUUGGUAUUUAAACAUAAUUCAACUUUGUGCUCCAUUGUUUCUCUUGAUUUGGGGACAGAGUCCUAUCAAGAGAUUUUGCAGCCUGAUUAUGGAGAAGAAACGGUAGAAAGGAUUAGGACCUUGGGGGUUUUGAGGGAUUGCUUGAGCCUUAUUAGUGGACAAGAUAUUUGGCUUAUGAAGGAAUAUGGAAAUAGAAACUCUUGGACUAAAUUUGCAACUGUUCCUCAAGGUUCUUCUUUUAAUCGUGAAAUACUUUAUACUACUGAGGAUGAUGAAGUGCUGCUGGAGAUUAUAAUGCACUUGUCCAGGUCGAAGUUGAUGGUUUACGAUUCCACAAAUGAUACUUUGAAGAGUCUUGAUAUUAAGACCAAUGGCAAUGGGAGGCUCUCGAUCUAUGUUGAGAGUUUGAUAUCGCCUUGUUCUUAA